UGUAACAUCCACUUUAUGAAGCGAAAGCGUGUAGACGAAUGGGGUGACUUCCUCAGUUAAUUUUAUGGGUAAAUUUAGUCAGCGAUCUGAGAAGAGUUUGAUUUUUAGCUCCAACGUGGGUUAUUUGUGAUCCUGAUAAUUUGCCACGCGUUGACUGGUUUGCAUUGUUCCUCUCCGUUGUAGCCAGAACAAAGAUAGUGCUAGAUAGCUAUAAAAUUCAGGUAAGACACGCCUCCUGUCACCAUCUGUGAUUUUUGAACUUGAGAUGUCUAGACAAGACAAGCGUAAACUGUCGAUCCUCGUUGGUUCCCGCAGUAGAGCAAAGGAACUUGGGCAGUGACGCGAGUGCCGUAACGUGUCAGGAAAAGUUCUGCAAGUACUCGGGAAUGUAACUAGCUAAAUAAACUUCGCAUACUUAAACCAGUAGCAUGAAGUCUGCUUGUUAGAUCCCUUGUUAAUAUAGAAUUUAUAAAUGGUUGCAUUUAACGAUGCAAGAAACGUUAUAGUUUAGCAAGCUUGGUCCUCAAACUGGCUAAAUAUUGCAUAAACUGAACUGUCUGCUACCGUAGGUGGGCGAAACUGUAUUAGGUGGUCAGUGACAGUCAUUUUUAAAGUUUUGCUUUUCCUAUUUCAAAUUAUUACUUGUUUCUAAUGUUGUGGCUAAUGUUUUACGUUAGUUGGGAAACCUGCGACGAGAAGAAAAGAAAUGUCGCUGCAAUUAGGCAAUCUAAUGAUCGUGUAUCUAACAUUUUCUUCUCAGUAAUAGAGUCAAAAUGUACGUUUAUUUAAACGUUUAUUCGUAAAUUGUCAUUGAGUGUAUCCGUUUUCUUCUAUGUCAUUUUGUAACUGCAAGGUGGCUCAGAGCACUUUUGUGUGGGUUAAGUAUGGCGAAGGGUGGUGGAUGGUGGCAAGAGAAGUCCCUCCCUGGCAAGAGUGGGAUUGAACUGGCUAACACCAGUGGUUUGAGUACUGUGUCCAGGCCACCUGUCACUAUUCGACUGGGGGAAAUUUUGAAGCCAGAGGCAGAGAGAAAACCUGUCAAGAUCCGACCACCCAGCCCAAGGACACCCCCACCCAGGGAGGCUGUUUUUGGGCGGAGCCUUUCCGUUGAGCCCACACCCAAACCCAUCAUACGGAGACGUGCACAGUCCCUGCCCUCUACCAGGGAGCAAAGGAGAAGAUCCACCAGAAUGCAGGUGUGCCUGGAGCGGGUCCUGUGCUCUGAAUUGGGCAUCACUGGCACUGCACAAGUCCUCAACUUGGCCUUUGAGAAAGAGGUCAUGGUGCACUACUCUUUCACCAACUGGAGGAGCAAAGGAGACUCAAAGGCAAGCUGGGUGUCCUCCGUUGUUAGGAACCGAAUGGCCGGCGAGCCAGACUCAGAUAUUUUUCGUUUCCGCCUGCCAGUUCCACCCUUCAUCCUGCAGCCUGGAGCCCUCCUGGAGUUUGCCAUUUGCUUCCAAGUGGAAGGCUCUGAAUUCUGGGACAACAAUAAUGGACAAAACUACAAGCUGACCUGCCACAGCUACAAACUAACCGUCCCCAGGGAGUGUGAGGAUAGCAUGGUGCACUUCAUAUGACUGGCCACUAGGUGCUGUCAAGCACAAAUUUCCUCAGAUAUCACUGAAUAAAUGAGCUAGAUGACACUUUUCCAUAUCUACUGUACGUGUACCUGGACUGUACAUGUCCUUCAACAUGAACUUGCUGUGCAGAAAGCAACAUAUGCACUUUUUGUGAAAAUAUUUUGAUUUUUACAGGCAGUUUCUUAACCAUCUCUCAGCUGUUUCUUUUUCUUUGUGAAAAAAAUGGCUUUUGCAAUUUAGAUUAUAAUUCAGUAUUAUUUUGAUAUUGAUCAGACUGCUUCUCAAUCUGUUGCUAAAAUGAAAAGUUGGUUUUAAAUUCUGGAACUUUAUAUAAUUCCAUUUUAGAUUUUGUACUGUCACUGAAAAUCUCAGCUUUUCUCUUAAGUAAAUCUAUGUAAAUACUUAAAAAAUCAAAUUAAUUUGCAACUAUACAUAUCAAUAUACUUACAUUUGAAGCAUGUCACUUAUGUGAGCUGCUGCAGUGAUUUAUAGUUAGGUUUUUAAAAAGAAAGUUUUAUAUGUUUUGUAAAAUAACAUGAUUGACUGUAUUAGGCUUAUUCUAAAUGGUCAAGUACCAUACAUCAUGUAUAAUUCCCCAUCACACACAGACAUGGAAUGGUAUAUAGUGUAAUGCCCUUGUGUGUUCUACUCUAGCACAGUACUUUGGGAGGAGAAUAUGGUGAAAUGCAAGAAUAUGAAACUCUAAUUACAAUUCUGAUUGUUGUUUGCUUGGUAAAUGUGUUAGAUUUUGGUCCAGUAACACUUUCAGAGUAAAUUAAAUCUGUCUCUUACAAAAGCAUAAUUCUUAAACAUUUAUGUUUGCUGUACUGGUUUGGAAUUAUAGACUUAGGCCUACUAUUUAAUAGAUGCCAUUCUGUUGCUUUUGCAGAUGCUUUUUCUCUAAAUGGCACCCAUUAAACAUGUUUUUGUUAGUGUGUUGGU
Molecule: messenger RNA, 2525 nt
Organism: Anguilla anguilla (European eel)
Lineage: Eukaryota; Metazoa; Chordata; Actinopteri; Anguilliformes; Anguillidae
Gene: ppp1r3db
Product: protein phosphatase 1, regulatory subunit 3Db
Exons: 2
Coding region: 885-1580 (231 amino acids)
Biological process (GO): regulation of glycogen biosynthetic process
Cellular component (GO): protein phosphatase type 1 complex
Molecular function (GO): glycogen binding; protein phosphatase 1 binding
Source: RefSeq, a predicted model, not a curated record